This is a messenger RNA of Carassius carassius (crucian carp), 846 nucleotides long. Its product is annotated as P2X purinoceptor 7-like. The record is from RefSeq and is a predicted model, not a curated record. The transcript is spliced from 4 exons. Lineage: Eukaryota; Metazoa; Chordata; Actinopteri; Cypriniformes; Cyprinidae. The coding region runs from base 241 to 741 and encodes 166 amino acids.
UAAAAAAUCGCAUUAUUUUUCAUAUAUUUUACCUUUACUCUACACUGCUCUGUCCCUCCUUGUAAAACGGUCUGAUGGUUUCCGGGUUCUAUGAAGCCAGUCCCACAAAAAUAGCAAUGGGCUCAGAUUGGUUAGCUGGCCCAGUGUGUUGUGAUUCGCUAACCGCCUAGAGCACGUUUUUCGGUAACGUCACGCCCCUUACCUUUACCAGUAGUCUGUGCUUUGGUGGUAUUAGAAACAAUGGCGUCAAUAAAACCAUACCAAUUUGAGCCCGAAUCGGACCCAGAAAAUUUUAAUGAAGAUGAACGAGCAGAACCUGUUCAAGAACGGCGUUUAAAUGACGUUUCAGAAUGGUGUACAUGUAAUAACUGUGCAAAAAUGCCAAUUGAAGAGGAAAACAUCUGCUGCAAAGAAAUACAGAAGGUUGUAAAACGAAUGAUGGAGGUUCCAGACCCUCCUAAAUGUAUGGUUGAGCAUCCAGGUUUUGAACCAAACUGCUUAAAUCCGUAUACUUUGCAAAAUAUCAAUAAUAUUUACAGAGCCGACUAUGGACCAGUGAGACGCAGAAAUGAAGAGGAGCGUUUCCGUUAUCUGGCCUAUCGCAGCUUUGUCAGCUGGUGCUGGGGCUACCUAGGACGUAGUGUGAGGGUUGUCAUCCCCUCAUGUGUUGUUAACCGGAUCCGUCUACAGUUUCCUGAUCCAGCGGGACAGUAUGUUGGGUUCCGGCCACCCCUCGACUGAAUCGUGACACACGCUGGGCAAUCACCUCUUCUUUGGAAGGUUUUUCAUACUGUGAUGACAGAGGAGGUGGAAUGGGGAUUGCAUGCAGCUCUUCUGCAUAUGGCU